UUCCCGACCCUCCCGGGCGGCGGCGGCGGGGGCCCGGAGCGGGCGGCGGGGGCCCGGACCCCCACCCACCCACCCACCAUGCCGCAGCUGGAACCGACGGGGGAGACGGACGACUUGGGGGCCCCCGACGAGCUCAUCCCGUUCCAGGACGAGGGCGAGGAGCAGGACAAGGGCGCGGGGCGCGGCUCGGCCCAGGGGGACCUGGACGAGCUCAAGUCCUCCCUGGUCAGCGAGACCGAGAGCCGCGGCCCCGCCACCGGCCCCGCCGCCUCCACCGGCUCCGACAACGAGGCGGAGCCGCCGCCGCAGCCCCGGGAAAGUUUACAGAAGCCGCGGGACUAUUUGGCAGAAGUGGUUCGGCGGCAGCAGGAAAGGGGGGUUUUCAAGGGCCCCCCCUACCCCGGGUACCCCUUCCUGAUGCUCCCCGAGCUGGGCAGUCCCUACUUGCCCAACGGAGCCCUCUCCCCUGGUGGAGCCCGCACCUACCUGCCAGUGAAGUGGCCCCUGCUCGAUGUGCCCCCCGGGACCCCUCUCAAGGACACCCCCCGGCCCCCCCCCACCCACCUGGCCCACAAGGUCCCAGGGGUGCAGCGUGGGCCCCCCCUGCACCCCCUGACCCCCCUCAUCACCUACAGCACUGACCCCCUGCCCCCCAGUGCCACCCCCGGGCACCUGCCCCCCGACAUUGACCCCAAGACGGGGAUCCCGCGCCCGCCCCCCGACCUGGCCCCCUAUUACCCGCUGCCCCACGGAGCCGUGGGGCAGAUCCCGCACCCGCUGGGCUGGCUCGUGCCCCAGCAGGGCCAGCCCGUGUACUCCAUCCCUCCUGGUGGUUUCCGGCACCCCUACCCCGCGCUGGCCAUGAACGCCUCUGUGUCCAGUUUGAUGUCCAGCCGUUUCUCCCCGCACAUGGUCCCGCCACCCACCCAUGGGCUGCACCCCUCGGGCAUCCCCCACCCCACCAUCGUCUCGCCCAUCGUCAAGCAGGAACCCACCCAACCCAGCGUCAGCCCUGGAGGCAACUCGAAGUCCCCUGUCCCGGUGAAGAAGGAAGAGGAGAAGAAGCCCCACAUCAAGAAGCCCCUCAACGCCUUCAUGCUCUACAUGAAAGAGAUGAGGGCCAAGGUGGUGGCAGAGUGCACGCUGAAGGAGAGCGCAGCCAUCAACCAGAUCCUGGGCAGGCGGUGGCACUCCUUGUCCCGGGAGGAGCAGGCCAAGUACUACGAGCUGGCGCGCAAGGAGCGGCAGCUGCACUCGCAGCUCUACCCGGCCUGGUCUGCGCGGGACAACUACGGCAAGAAGAAGAAGCGGAAGCGGGAGAAGCUGCUGCAGCCGCAGGAGCCCGAGAAUCCCCUUCCAGCCCGGAGCAAGAAGCCGAGCGUGGCGCCGCUGGUUCCGGCGGAGAAGCCGAGCGGCCCCGGCAGCCCCGCCUCGUCCCACGGCAGCUCCAUGUUGGACUCCCCGGCCACCCCCUCGGCCGCGCUGGCCUCCCCGGCCGCCCCCGCGCCCACCCACUCGGAGCAGGCCCAGCCGCUCUCCCUCACCACCAGGGCCCAGCCCCGCGCCCACCUGCCCGCGCCCCCCGCGGCCCCCCGGGCAGGAAAAGCCUCCUCCUGCUCCUCCAGGCCCAGCCCCUUCUCCUCAGCGGCCCCCGCGGCUCUCCUGGCCUCGCCUCCAGCCUUGGUGGCCACCAGCCCGUCCCCGCAGGCCGCCCUGCAGACGCAGCCUCUUGCCCUGGUCACCAAACCUGCCGACUAAGGGGGCAAAACAUGUCAAAACCAGCCCCAAACCCCUGGUCCUUCCUCCUCAUCCUCCCUCCACCCCCUCCCUGCUGGACGCUGCCGAAGCCACAACAAGGUCCAACCACAGCCAAGCCCGUUAUUGGUCAAUAUUUGACCUUUCUGGAACACUUUUUGGAAGCAGGCCCUGAAGAGGAGGGGGCAGCUGCCCCGGGGGGACCCACAGACCCCUUUUGUUAUAAAAAAAAAGGCAAAAAAGGAAAAAAAAAAAAAAAAAGUAUCAAUCAAAAGCAACCCAAGGAGAAGAGGAACUCUGGGCAAGGGGAAGCUGCUGCCAGGUGACAGGGGCACGGGCCAAGUGCCAGCCAUGGCCACCCCGGGCACAGGCACCUGGCGGCCCUGAGGCAAGAGCAGAAGUGGCUGCUGAGCUGGGCCACCAACCUCGGCCACCAACCUGGGCUAAAGCCCUGGUGCCCACGGCUUCUCCCAAGUCUUCCCGUCCAUCCCGUGGCUGCCUUGGUGACUGGUGACCCCGUCCCAGCCCCUGCCCUGAGGUGCUCCCCAGGGUGCUGUGCCCGAGGUCCUGCUGGUGGGGCAGGGGUGGGGCUGGGCCGGGUUUGGCUGUUUUCCCCCCAUCCCUCUUAUUUUUCACAAAAGGAAAUAAAAUCAGAGCUGCAA
Apus apus (common swift) is the source of this 2417-nucleotide messenger RNA. It is a transcript of the gene TCF7L1, whose product is annotated as transcription factor 7 like 1. Gene Ontology annotation, molecular function: DNA-binding transcription factor activity, RNA polymerase II-specific; RNA polymerase II cis-regulatory region sequence-specific DNA binding. Gene Ontology annotation, biological process: canonical Wnt signaling pathway; regulation of transcription by RNA polymerase II. The record is from RefSeq and is a predicted model, not a curated record. Lineage: Eukaryota; Metazoa; Chordata; Aves; Apodiformes; Apodidae. Gene Ontology annotation, cellular component: beta-catenin-TCF complex.